AUGGCGAGAGAUGUUUCUCUGGUGGCGGUACUGCUGUUAAUACUUGAAGGCACAUUCGUGUAUUGUCAAGAGCGAUGUUCAUACAUGACCAAUAUACCGCGCGAGCCGAAACCUGACCUGCCUGAACUUGAUUUUGAAGGGGUGCCUUUUAGCCAGAGACCCUUCACACCAGCUCCCGAGCGCGAUGACGUGUGCAUGGACGAGUACGUCCCGGCGCCCCCCACCAGCGGCACCCAGAUCAUCUACAUGGACGAGGAGAUAGUGGGUGAGGUGGCCAUCGCCACCAUAAACUACAACGGAACUGAGGUGCCCUACAUAGUCGGGGCAUUCAUUUCUGGUUCGUUUAAUCUCCUGGGUCCAGUAAUACGUAAAGUGGAUGACAAAUGGAUGCUCUACAUAACGCAGAGACAGGACUUCGAGACACCUGGGAUGCAGCGUUACAUGUUCCAAGUGCGUAUUGACGGGGAGUCCCUGGUGGCGGUGGUUUCCCUGCAAAUCGUGAACAUCGACGACAACGAUCCCAUCAUACAGGCGCUGGACGCCUGCCGGGUGCCGGAACUCGGCAGCCCCGGCCCGACGGACUGUGUGUACCAAGUGACGGACGCGGACGGCGAGAUAAGUACGCGCUUCAUGACCUUCAAGAUCGACAGCGACAGGGGCGACGAAAGCAUAUUCUACAUCCAGGGCGAGAACAUCCCAAACGAGUGGUACCGGAUGACGAUGACCCUCGGCCUCAACUCCUCGCUGAACUUCGAAACGAACGCCCUCCACAUAUUCAGCGUCACUGCAUUCGACUCGCUGCCCAACAAUCACACUGUGACGUUGAUGGUGCAAGUUGUGAACGUGGAGCACAGACCGCCACGCUGGGUGGAGAUCUUCGCUGUGCAGCAGUUCGACGAGAAGACCGAACAGAGCUUCACCGUCAGGGCAAUAGACGGUGAUACCGGGAUCAAUGGACCGAUAUUCUACAGGCUUGAGACUGCACCGGAAGACACAUUCUUCAACAUCACCACGAUAGGGGAUGGGCACGACGGCGCCAUUUUCCACGUCUCGCCCAUAGACAGGGACGAGCUGCAGCGGGAAGUGUUCCAGCUGUCGAUAAUAGCUUACAAAGAGAGCAACGAGAGUCUAUUCUUAUCCGCCAACGUCGUCAUCAUCGUGAAUGACGUCAACGACCAGAGACCGGAGCCUCUGUACAAAGAGUACAGAAUCGACAUAAUGGAGGAAACGCCUAUGACCCUGAACAUAGAACAGCUGGGAUUUCACGAUCGCGAUUUGGGUCAAAACGCGCAAUACAGCGUGCACCUUGAGAGCGAAUAUCCAGCGGACGCGGCGAAAGCGUUCUACAUCGCACCGGAAGUGGGCUACCAGCACCAGGAGUUCAUAAUGGGCACUCUCAAUCACUCCAUGCUUGAUUACGAAGUGCCGGAAUACCAAAACAUCAGACUCAGGGUGGUGGCGACGGACCUCAACAAUACGGACCUAGUGGGAGUAGCCACGGUGUACAUAAACCUCGUGAACUGGAACGACGAGCUGCCGAUUUUCGAGCACAGCACGCGGACCGUGACCUUCAACGAGACAGAAGGCCAGGGCUUCUACGUGGCCACCAUGCUUGCGACCGACCGGGACAUAGGCGACAGAGUAGUACACUCAUUGAUGGGCAACGCUGGUCAGUAUAUCACCAUCGACAACACGACUGGCGAAAUCCAUGUAUCUGUGGACGACGCAUUCGAUUAUCACAGGCAGAGCGAAAUAUUCGUUCAGGUGCGAGCCGACGACACCCUGGGCGAACCGUACCACACCGCCACUGCACAGCUGCUCAUCCAGCUCAACGACAUCAACAACACUCCACCGAGCCUACGUCUGCCUCGGGGCAGUCCGCAAAUAGAGGAGAAUGUGCCAGACGGAACAGAAAUCACGCGGGAGAUCCGCGCAACGGACCCGGAUACAACAGCCGAGCUACGCUUCGAAAUAGACUGGGACAGUUCGUACGCGACCAAGCAAGGGAGAGAAACGGACCCGAGGGAGUACCACAACUGCGUGGAAAUCGAGACCCUGUAUCCUGAGCCAAGCAGCCGCGGUGUGGCAACGGGCCGCGUGGUCGUGCGCCAGAUCCGCCCCAACGUGACCCUCGACUACGAGCAGUUCGAGAUCCUGUACCUCACCGUCAGGGUGCGCGACCUCAACACCGAGAUAGGGGACGAUUACGACGAACUGACGUUCACGGUGAUGAUCAUCGACAUGAACGACAAUGCGCCUCUGUGGGUGGAGGGCACCUUACUCCAGCCCUUCAGAGUCCGCGAGCUGUCGAGAACUGGCACCGCCAUCGGCUCCCUUCUGGCCACCGACCUGGACGGCCCGCUGUACAACCAAGUUCGCUACACCAUCGUGCCGAGGAACAACACGCCGGCGGACCUGGUGAAGAUAGACUUUUACACUGGGCAGCUGGAGGUGGACGAAGACGGGGCGAUAGACGCGGACACGCCGCCGCGCUACCACCUGUACUAUACGGUGGUCGCCAGCGACCAGUGCUACGCCGAGAAUCAGAGCAGCUGCCCACCAGACCCCACCUACUGGCGUACUGAAGGGGAGAUCAGCAUCGAGAUCAUCGACACAAACAACAAAGUGCCGAGGGCCGAAAUCGAGCAGUUCGAUACGGUGAUAUACGUUUACGAGAACGCGACCUCAGGCGACGAGAUCGUGCGCAUCGUGUCCAGCGACGACGACAGGGACGCAAUGUACAACACGGUGCGCUACCAGAUCAACUACGUGGUGAAUCUGCGCCUGAGGAACUUCUUCGCGGUGGACCUGGACACCGGACAGGUCUUCGUCAACUACACCACGGAGGAGACCGUGGACAGAGACGGCGACGAACCGGAGCACACCAUCUUCUUCAAUCUCAUCGACAACUUCUAUACUGAAGGGGACGGAAACAGAAAUCAAAAUGAUACCGAGGUUCUCGUGGUGCUGCUGGACGUGAAUGACAAUGCCCCUGAAUUACCGGAGCCCCAUGAACUUUCAUGGUCCGUCUCUGAGAAUCUGGAGAAGGGCGUGUGCUUGGUGCCGGACAUAUACGCCCCCGACCGCGACGAGCCGGACACCGACAACUCGCGCGUGGGCUACGCCAUCGACGGGCUGACCCUCACCGACCGCGACCUGGAGCCACCGACCCUCUUCACCAUGGUCCAGAUACAGAACGUCACCGGGGAGCUCCAGACCGCUAUGGACUUGCGAGGCUACUGGGGCACCUACACUAUACAUAUACGAGCCUUCGACCAUGGCCACCCGCAACAAAGUUCCGAGGAGCACUACGAGCUGGUCAUCCGCCCCUACAACUUCCACGAGCCGCAAUUCCUGUUCCCGCGCCACGGCACCACUGUGAGGCUAGCAAGGGAGAGGGCGGUGGUAAACGGUCUACUGGUGCAAGUGGACGGCGAGUUUCUGCCACGGGUGUCGGCCACGGACGAGGACGGCCUCCACGCCGGGAUAGUCACAUUCAACGUGUCUGGUGAUGCGGAAGCCGAAGAUCAUUUUCAAGUGGUUAACGAUGGAGAAAACAUCGGUACUCUGAUGCUGAAGCAGAUUUUCACGGAAACAAUCAAGGAAUUUCAAGUGACCAUCCGCGCUACGGACGGUGGCACUGAACCUGGACCUCUGUCAACGGAUUCAACUCUGAACAUCAUCUUCGUACCAACGCAAGGAGAGCCAGUUUUCUCCUUAACCACAGCGGAUGUGGCUUUCUUCGAGAAAGAGGGAGGCUUGGAAGAGAGCCACCAGCUGCCAUUAGCCGAGGACCCAAAAAACUACCGCUGCGAUGACGACUGCCAUGAUAUCUACUACAGGAUCGUGGACGGCAACCGGGAGGGGCAUUUCCAUUUGGCCGAGGACUCCAACACUCUGCGUGUGGUGCGACAACUGGACCGCGAGGUGGCUGCAUCGCACAGUCUGCUGGUGGCGGCAUCUAACAGCCCAGCGUCUGAAGGCGGCACCGCACUGCUGACCUCCACGCUCCAAGUCACCGUAACGGUGAGAGAGGCAAAUCCACGGCCAUACUUCGUGAGGGCGCUUUACACGGCUGGCAUUUCUACGCUGGACACGAUCAACAGGGAACUGCUCACGGUGCAUGCGACGCACUCGGAGGGCGCCACCAUCACGUACACGAUGAAGGAGGGAAGCAUGCAAGCGGACCCCAGCCUUCAGGCGGUGAAGGACACCGCUUUUAUCCUGGACUCCCGCACAGGAGUUCUCUCCCUCAACAUGCAGCCCACGGCCUCGAUGCACGGCAUCUUCGACUUCGAUGUCGUCGCCACCGAUCCAACCGGAGCCAGUGACACGGCAAAUGUGAAGAUAUAUCUGAUCUCAAGCAUGAACCGAGUUUUCUUCAUAUUCGUCAACACUGUGGACCAAGUGGAAAAUGACAGAGACUUCAUCGCGCAGACGUUCAGUGCCGGCUUCGGGAUGACCUGCAACGUGGACCAGGUGGUGCCGGCCAGCGACGACAGCGGCGUGGCGCUCUCCGACCUCACCGAGGUGAGGGCGCACUUCAUACGCGACGACGUGCCCGUGCCCGCUGAGGUGAUCGAGGAACUGCGCAGUGACGCGGGACUGGUGCGCGCGAUCCAGGCGACCUUGAGCACGCAACUGCUGGUGCUUCGCGACCUAGUGACCGGAGCGGUGCCAACCCCGCCCGCGGAGGCGCGCGCGCUUCAGCUGUUGGCAGCCCUGUGCGCACUGUUGGCUCUACUCUGCCUGGCGCUGCUCCUCGCUCUGGUGCUACGGACACGAGCCUUGAGCCGCCGCCUCGAAGCGCUGUCGAUGACGAAGUACGGGUCCCAAGAUUCGGGGCUGAACCGCGCGGGGCUUGCGGCGCCCGGCACCAACAAGCACGCCGUCGAGGGCUCCAACCCCAUCUGGAACGAGGCCAUCAAAGCACCCGACUUUGACGCCAUCAGUAACUCGAGCGACGGCUCUAACGAUUCGGACCUGAUCGGCAUAGAGGACCUUCCGCAGUUCAGGCAGGACUACUUCCCGCCAGCUGACACGGAGUCCGUCCAAGAAUUUGUCAACGGGAACGCGACACGAGACACUGUAGCCAACCACAGCAACAAUUUCCAAUUUAAUGCCACUCCAUUCAGCCCAGAGUUCGUCAGUAACUUUAAAAAA
Molecule: messenger RNA, 5163 nt
Organism: Iphiclides podalirius (scarce swallowtail)
Lineage: Eukaryota; Metazoa; Arthropoda; Insecta; Lepidoptera; Papilionidae
Source: the annotation of a GenBank genome assembly